Messenger RNA from Brassica napus (rape), 2692 nucleotides. RefSeq lists its product as uncharacterized. Bases 1870 to 2412 code for a protein of 180 amino acids. Gene Ontology annotation, molecular function: zinc ion binding. The transcript is spliced from 2 exons. The record is from RefSeq and is a predicted model, not a curated record. NCBI's taxonomy places the organism in Eukaryota, Viridiplantae, Streptophyta, Magnoliopsida, Brassicales, Brassicaceae.
AAAACUCUAGUAGUUUUUAAAAUAAAAUAUUAAUAUUUUAUAUAAUGUAAUCAUGUAAUUAAUUUUAAAUUAUAAACAUACCAAACCAGUAAGAUGACAAGUGUGCACAAAGUUCCUGAAUAAUUUUGUAAAAAUUUCUUCUUCAUGAAUCGGUUUUUCUUGUUUUUUUCUUGUAUUUUAUAAUAAUAGUUAUAAAAAGAUAUGAAAUACCAUGAAUGCUUAACAUCAGACGAUGUAAAAUGGUUUUAAUACCCUCCCAUUUUCAAUAUUGUUUUUUCAAACAUUUCACAUCAUCUGGAAGAGUUACAUUUUAUCGAUUGUUCUAUUUCGGUAUGGUUACCCAGACCAUUUCAAGUUUGAGUAAUAGAAUGAUCUUUUGACGUAAAAAAAAACUUUUCGUAUCAUCUUAUCUCUCUUCUACCUCAUUUGUUCAACACCCAGUUCAAUCUAUACAUCUAUAAUAGUUUGUUUUAAAAAAUUUAACACUCUACUCUACAACCCUUAAUUCAUAUUUUUUGUUUUUUACGGUUAACUUAAAAAUUAAAAUAACAUAACUUUUAAUAAUUUUUAUUUUGAAUUAUUAUACUUAGCUUAAUUUUUAAAUAAUAUCAAAAUAUGUAUUAAUAAAACAAUCAAAAUUAAGAACAUAUUUUUUUUAAGUAAGAUAUUGUUAAGUAGGAUAUUUAUUAUUAUUGGGGUCCAUUUAAUAAGAAAAAAAAAUUAAAAUACUAAAAUAGUUGAUUAUAAUGAAAAAUUACAUUUUUUCUGUAUCCAAAUGAAACGAGAGCUUUCUCUAUUUAUAGAUUAAAAAAAUUUUGAAUUUUGAUAUUUUUUUUAAAAAAUUAUUAUAUAAUAAAUGUGUUUGAAUUAUUGGGCGAUGAUAAAAAACAAAAGAAUUCUACAGAGCUAAUCAGAACACAAUAUUUAAAUCUUAACGAGAUUAAAAAAAUUGUGAUAAAGCCAGUGCGUGAUGCGCUCACUUUUUUUGCCUAAUUAGAAGGCGAAACGUGGGAGCACUGGGCCACAAAAAAUAAUGUUUCAACCGCUCAAACUUUACAACAGGUGUGUUUAUGCCACGUAGAUGAGCCCAGUUUAUCAACACCUUAUGCGAUAGUUUCAACUGUUGAACCCCACCGUGGAUGAUCUUGGACAGAAUAAUUAUAGUGAUGGGCUGACAGAAAUAUAUAUUUAAAAAAAUACUAAAUGUCCAAUCGAAUAGACCGACAUCAUAUGACAUAUGUUAUUUGAGAAAUCGGCCAAAAAAACACUGAACUUUACGGAAAUUGCCGAAAGAAACCUGAACAUAUGGGCUAGCCAAUAAAAUCCUGAACUUUUGUUGACUUUUCGGGUUUAUUAAGAAACUUACGAUUGACUGACCAGAUAAACACACCGUUAACCGAGUUAACUGUUAAUUAAGCGGACGUUAAUUUUGGGUGUUAAAGUAUACGACGUCGUUUCAUCACUUUGUCUGAUUAAAGACAAACGACGUCGUUUAUAUAGCUGUGUUAUUAAAAAUAUGGGUUUCCAACGGCUCGAACUCGUGUACUCGGGUUUAAUGGUAGGGGUUUUUGCCACUGAGCUAGUGGACUUUGCAAUAGAUUUACGAACACAAUUUCUUUUAUUCUUCGAAUCCGAGUUAAAGACAAAUUAAUGAAACGACGCGUUUUACAUUAACUUUUUUAUUAAAAAGAUGGGGUUCCAUCGACUCGAACUCGUGCACUCGGGUUUAAUGGUAGGGGUUUUUGCCACUGAGCUAGUGGACUUUGCAAUGGAUAUACGAACACAGUUUCUUUUAUUCUCUUUGAAUCCGAGUUAAAUGAAUCAAAAAGAAACGACGGCGUUUUCUCCUCCGAUUGGUAUAAACCCUAAAUGGGCGAAAUCAUAAAUCCAGUUCGCGAUUCAAGCUCGAUUCUCUUCGAUCUCGUCCUUAAGAAUCUCGAUUCUCAUCUCUCCUUCUUCGAGUAUCGCAUGAUGAGUUCGGGUUGUGAGGAUUCGUCUGUGAAUACGAUGGGAAUUCGUGGUAUCCCGGAGCAAUGCGGCUGUGGUCGAAGAACUGGGAUAUACACAUCAAAAACGAAGGUCAAUCCAGGAAGAACUUUCUUUAGAUGCCCAACGUUUCAAAAUGAUCACUUGUAUAAAUGGGUAGAUGAAGCUGUCUACGAAGAGGUUCAAGAUGCAUUGCCAAAAGUUGAGUGCUUUGCAUCAGAUGUUAUGAAAAUUAAAAUGGAGAUCGAAAGCAUGAAAACCGUGGAGGAAGAGUUGAAAGAAGAUGUCAGGAAGGCGAGCAAUGAACUUAAGAAGCUGAAUGUGAUCAUGAAAGUGGGUUUUUCGGUGGUUUGUUUAGGCGUUGUGAUAUGUCUUGUGUUGAUCAUGUUUGACAAAGCAGCUGGGUUGUCUAUGAAUAGCUACUAGGAGACUCUGUUUAUGUAAGGCUAUGUUUAUUUAAGAAUCAUGGUUCAUGUAAGGCUAUGUUUUAAGACAAUGUUUCAGUAAUGUUUAUGUUUUACUUCUUGAUUGUUUAUAGAAGGACAAAUGAACACACCAAUGAACAGACCAUCAAGAUAAACAACAUGAUGAAAACACAAAGAUAAUAACCAACACUAUCUUCAUUGAGAGUUUCAAAUUAAAACAGCAGGAAGAGAAGAAAGAAAAAGGUAGUUCUUGUUCCAAAAGCAUUCAGACAGAGACACCA